Zophobas morio is the source of this 1343-nucleotide messenger RNA. RefSeq names its product serine--tRNA synthetase-like protein Slimp (gene Slimp). Gene Ontology annotation, biological process: seryl-tRNA aminoacylation. Gene Ontology annotation, molecular function: ATP binding; tRNA binding; serine-tRNA ligase activity. The record is from RefSeq and is a predicted model, not a curated record. The coding region runs from base 1 to 1311 and encodes 436 amino acids. Lineage: Eukaryota; Metazoa; Arthropoda; Insecta; Coleoptera; Tenebrionidae. Gene Ontology annotation, cellular component: mitochondrion. The transcript has a single exon.
AUGGCGGCAGUGCGCGUUCUUAAAACUGUUAUAAAACGUCGGUUUUCGUCCGCUUUGUACAUCACGGGCGAUAAAGCGCAAAGUAAUUACGUUGUUUUGACUCCGCAUAUUGAUUUCGAUGAACAGAUCAAACGCAAAGACGAUUUAGUGAAGAGUAUCAAGGCCCGGAAAUUAAAUAUCGAUUUGGACAAAAUUGAGAAGCGGUGGGCGUUUUUUAAAAUGCUUGACGACCACAAGACCGUUCUUGAGGUUACUAGGAACGAAAUUAACGUUGUUAUCGGCAAGUUGAAGCAGGAGCCCCAGAAAAAUGCGGCGGAUAUUGAAAAGUUGCAACUGCACGUGAAGCUAGUCAAAGACGAUUUAAAAAACAUCAAGGAUUACUCGUACGGGAUUGACGAGAACGCGAAUUUGGGGGUGCUGAGUUUGCCCAACCUUUUGCAUCCUCAAACACCAAUCAACAACACGGUGACCUGCCACGAGUUUUUAGACCAACCAAAACGCGUCGAUAAAAGUCACGUGGAUGUUGCAAAAUCGCUGAAUUUAAUUGUGUAUGUGAACCCCACUUGUUGUUUCUUGAAAUCAGACGCCGCGCUUUUAGAAUUCUCACUGACAAACUACUUUCAAGAGAACUUGUUAAAAAUGGGGUUCACUCAAUUUUCUAAUGCGGAUUUUGCACGAAGUGUUGUAGUGGACGGUUGUGGGGAUAGAAAAAUUUUUACUCUUGAGGGAUCAAAUGAUGAGUUGAAUCGUCUACAUUUGGUUGGAGGGGGCUCCUUGCAUUCGUUUAUGGCCUAUUUUGCUAAACACUCGCUACAAGCGGCUGCGCUUCCGCUGAAAUUUUUUUCAUUAGGUCGGAAGUACGUCUCGGGAGAUACGGGAUCAGAUUUGUUUAACUUGAGUCAAAAUAGCGUGGCGCGAGUUUUUGUCGCUUUUGAAGAUGACCGUCAAAUGGACGAAACGUUGCACGCUCUAACGCAACAAAUCAUUCAGUUGUAUGAACCUUUAGGUUACCAUUUUAAGUUAGUUUAUGUUCCAGCUAGUGAUUUAGAGAAAGGGGAAAGUUUGAGGGUUUCUGUUCAAAUGUUGUCAAAUUUUUUGCAAAAAUAUGUCGAAGUUGGAAGUUUGGGGGUUUACGACGACUAUUUAAGUAAACGCUUGUUGUUCACUUGUAUGGUCAACAAGGAGCGAAGAUUUCUUAAAAUCAUAUCAGGAGAAGUGUUGAAUGUUCAGCGAUUCCUAGCUUGUGCUAUAGAAAACAACUGUCUUUUGGAAAAACCUCUAAUACCUGACGUUUUAAAAAAAUAUCUGUAAUAAAACUUUGACAAAAAAUUGUGUUUUAAUAA